Lontra canadensis (Northern American river otter) is the source of this 3309-nucleotide messenger RNA. RefSeq names its product carnosine synthase 1 (gene CARNS1). Gene Ontology annotation, biological process: carnosine biosynthetic process. The transcript is spliced from 8 exons. NCBI's taxonomy places the organism in Eukaryota, Metazoa, Chordata, Mammalia, Carnivora, Mustelidae. The record is from RefSeq and is a predicted model, not a curated record. Gene Ontology annotation, molecular function: ATP hydrolysis activity; carnosine synthase activity; ATP binding. Bases 274 to 3177 code for a protein of 967 amino acids.
ACGUACAUCUAGUCCUACGAACCAAGCUAGGACAGACCUCAGCGUGGGAUGGGGGGCAGUGGUCCAGCCAGCGGCACAUUGCUUUCUACCUUCCCCCCAGCCCCUCUGGAGCACUGUACCUGGAGUUUGCAAAGCACCCCUACCUACAUGUUCCUGGUGACAGGCCUUCACCCCCUAAUCCAAUACCAUCCCCUCCUGGUUCCUAGGACAGUGUCUGCCCUGAACAUAGCCCAAGGUUAGGGGUGUGGAGGGCUUAUACCCUUGAGUGACUUAAUGGGCCCUUUGCUCGCUCUACCCCAGACCCACCACUUCUGCCCCACUCAGCUCUCCCUGGAUCUGCUGGGUCCCGACUGGGACUGCCCCCUGGGCACCAAGGACCUGGAGGAAGAGGAGGGUCCAUGGGGAGGAGGCUCUGGCCUGCCGCCCCCAGGCUGCUUCCCUGGCUCCUGGCGCCAGGACGUGGGCCUGGACUGCAAGGGCUCCCUCGAGGGGGCGGAGGCCCGGGCCUGGACUGUCUACGGCUACAGCCUCCUGCAGAGCUGUCUGCAGCAAGCUGGCCUUCCGGAGACCCAGGACCGCAGCCAGGUGCCCCGCACAGGCUGCCCUGGUGCGGAGGUGACCUUAUGCAUUCUGGGAUCCCCCAGCACCUUUCUGUCUGUGCUCCUGGAGGGUGGGGUUCAGAGCCCGGGAAAUAUGCUCCUCUGCCUGUCCCCUGCUUGGCUGACGAAGGUGCCAGCACCCGGGCAGCCGGGCGAGGCGGUCCUGCUGGUCUCUAAGGCUGUGAGCUUCCACCCAGGGGGCCUGACAUUCCUGGAUGACUUUGUCCCCCCACGCCGAGCCACCUACUUCCUGGCGGGCCUGGGGCUGGGACCUGGCCGGGGUCGAGAGGCAGCUGAACUUGCCCGUGACCUGACCUGCCCCACGGGAGCCUCGGCUGAGCUGGCCCGGCUGCUGGAGGACAGGCUGCUGACAAGGCGACUGCUGGCUCAGCAGGGUGGUGUGGCCGUGCCAGCAACCCUGGCUUUCACCUAUAAGCCACCAGCCCUGCUGCGGGGAGGGGAGGCCACCCCGGGCCUACGGCUGGUGGAGCUGAGUGGCAAAGAGGGCCAGGAGACACUGGUGAAGGAGGAAGUAGGGGCUUUUCUGCACUCUGGUGCCCUGGGUAAUGCUCUGCAGGUGGCCGUCAAGCUCAGUGGCUGGCGGUGGCGGGGGCGACAGGCCCUGCGUGUGCACCCGCGAGGGGAGCUGGGCGCAGUGGCGGACACGGUGCUGGCCCUGCUGGAGAAACUGGAGGAGGAGGAGAGUGUCCUGGUGGAGGCUGUGUGCCCACCUGCCCGACUGCCUUUCCCAGGCAGUCCCCCACCUGGCCCUGAGCUGGCUGUGCGGAUCUGCGCUGUGGUCUGUCGGACCCAGGGUGACAGGCCCCUGCUGAGCAAGGUGGUGUGCAGCGUGGGCCGUGAGGACCGGCCUCUGCGGCACCAGAGCUCCUUGCCACAGACGCUGGAGGUGGCACUGGCCCGGUGCGGCCUGGGUGAGCCGGGGCAGGUGGCGGUCGUGCGACAGCGCGUCAAGGCGGUGGCCGAGGCCGCGCUGGCCGCAGUGCUGGCCCUGGAGGCCGGCCUGAGCGCGGAGCAGCGCGGCGGGCGCCAGGCCCGCACGGACUUCCUCGGCGUGGACUUAGCGCUGACGGUGCAGGGCCGCGCGCUGACCCCCGUGGCCCUGGAGCUGAACAGCGGCCCGUGUCUGGAGGCGUGCGGCGCGCUCGAGGGGCUGUGGGCCGCGCAGCGCCCGCGGUCGGCGGCCGAGGAAGCGGCGGCCGCGCCGCUCGUGGAGACCAUGCUGCGGCGGUCCGCGCACUACCUCAUGGAGGGCAAGCAGCUGCUGCUGAUCGGCGCCGGCGGCGUCAGCAAGAAGUUCGUGUGGGAGGCCGCGCGCCACUACGGGCUCAAGCUGCACCUGGUGGAGUCGGACCCCAACCAUUUUGCAUCCCAGCUGGUGCAGACUUUCAUCCAUUUCGAUGUGACAGAGCACCGGCGGGACGAAGAGAACGCACGGUCGCUGGCGGAGCUGGUGCGGGCCCGUGGCCUGCAGCUGGAUGGCUGCUUCUCCUACUGGGACGACUGCCUUGUGCUCACGGCCUUGCUCUGCCAGGAGCUGGGGCUUCCCUGCAGCCCCCCGGCUGCCAUGCGCUUGGCCAAGCAGAAGAGCUGCACCCAGCUGCACCUGCUGCGCUGCCACGGGCCCCCUUGGCCCGCGCCCUCCCUGCACGCCGUGCCCUGCUGCCCGCUGGAGAGCGAGGCCGACGUGGAGAGGGCUGUCCACCAGGUGCCACUGCCCGGCGUCAUGAAGCUGGAGUUCGGGGCGGGUGCGGUGGGUGUGCGGCUGGUGGAGGACGCGCCACAGUGCCACGAACACUUUUCCCGGAUCGCCCGUGACCUGCAGGGGGAGGCCGACCACCCCGGCAUUGGGCUGGGCUGGGGCAACGCCAUGCUGCUGAUGGAGUUCGUCGAGGGCACCGAGCAUGACGUGGACCUGGUGCUGUUCGGAGGGCGCCUGCUGGCCGCCUUCGUCUCCGAUAACGGCCCCACGAGGCUGCCUGGCUUCACGGAGACAGCAGCCUGCAUGCCCACCGGGCUGGCCCUGGAGCAGGAGGCCCAGCUGGUGCAGGCAGCCUUCCGCUGUUGCCUGGGCUGUGGGCUGCUGGAUGGGGUGUUCAAUGUGGAGCUCAAGCUGACCCAGGCUGGGCCAAAACUGAUCGAGAUCAACCCCCGCAUGGGCGGCUUCUACCUGAGAGACUGGAUCCUGGAGCUCUAUGGUGUGGACCUGCUGCUGGCAGCAGCGAUGGUGGCCUGCGGCCUGCGGCCUGCCUUGCCUACCCACCCACGGGCCCGUGGUCACCUGGUGGGGGUCAUGUGCCUGGUGUCCCAGCAUCAGCAGGUGCUGAGUUCCACCGCCAGCCGCGAGACCCUGCAGGCUCUCCACGACCAGGGCCUGUUGCGCCUCAAUUUGCUGGAGGAUAUCCUGGUGCCGGGCGAGUACGAGGAGCCCUACUGCAGCGUGGCCUGUGCUGGGGAGAGCCCGGCUGAGGCUCGCCUCCGCCUGCUGGGCCUCUGCCAGGGUCUGGGCAUCGAUGGGCCCCACUACCCGGUUGCCCACUUCCUGUCCCACUUCAAAUAGUGCCUCUCUCUCCCCGGACCCCUGCCCCAACCCUGGCUUGGCCCACCCUCAAGGCCUCAUGGCUGUUCCAGAGUGUCAGGGCCAUUUGACACGAAGGCCUCCCGAGCUUAAGGGCCAUAAAAGAAAGUAUGU